CCAGUCAGUGGCCACAUGCAAUGGGUGGGAGCUGAACAACUUAACGCCUAUCUAUCUAAACUGGGACGUCAAGUUCUUCCAACUACAUAUAUCGUGCGUAAACAUAACGGAUCUGGACAUAGAAAACGACAUUUCCAUUACGGCCGCGGGAGCGACAGGGUGGGGCUUGUCUUUUUACAUCGAAGCAACAAUUUAUCCUCGAUAACUUUGCUGCAGCAGGUGGUCACCGUGUGGCAGUGGACAAUCACUGUGAAUGAAUAUGGAAAUAUGAAGUUGUUUUAUGACAACGCGUAGACUGAUAUGAACUGAAGGCUUAUUGUCUUACGUGAAAGGUGUGAAAAAUGUUUGGUGCGUGCAUCUAGAGAUCAGGUCGUGUUUUUUUGUACGAAUACUUCUUUAGUUCAACACGAUUGAGUGAGACUCAAAAUAAUUGCUGUCUUCAGAAACUUUUAUUACAUUUUGCGGUGAAACUAUGGCUUUUGCUAGAUUAAGCCAAAUACUUCGCUUGUCUUCUUUUGACAUGAAAAAGAAGACAAAGCGAUAUGAACACGUUCAUCGAGACAUCAAUCCUAAUGACCAAUGGGAAAUUAUCGGAGAAUUGGGUGAUGGAGCGUUUGGAAAAGUUUACAAGGCCAAAAACAAGGAGACUGGAGAGCUGGCUGCGGCCAAGGUGAUUGAGACAAAGACUGAAGAGGAGCUGGAGGACUACAUGGUGGAGAUAGACAUCCUGGCCAAGUGUGACCACCACUACAUUAUCAAGCUGCUAGAUGCCUUCUACCACGACGCCAAGCUCUGGAUCAUGAUUGAGUUCUGCCCCGGAGGAGCCGUGGACGCAACUAUGUUAGAGCUGGACCGGGGCCUGAUAGAGCCCCAGAUCCAGGUAAUCUGUAAACAGAUGCUGGAGGCCCUGGUCUACCUGCACAGCAUCAAGAUCAUCCACAGAGACUUGAAGGCCGGGAACAUCCUUCUUACACUGGAGGGAGACAUCAAGUUAGCGGAUUUUGGCGUGUCAGCGAAAAAUACCAAAACUCUGCAAAGAAGGGACUCUUUUAUAGGAACACCAUACUGGAUGGCUCCUGAGGUGGUGAUGUGUGAGACCAUGAAGGACGCUCCGUAUGACUACAAGGCUGACAUCUGGUCCCUGGGCAUCACCCUGAUCGAGCUGGCCCAGAUCGAGCCCCCGCACCACGAACUCAACCCCAUGAGGGUCCUGCUGAAGAUAGCCAAGUCUGAGCCCCCUACCCUGGAGCAACCCAGCAAGUGGUCACGGGAGUUUAAGGAUUUCCUGAAAAAGUCGUUGGAUAAGAAUCCAGAGAGUCGGCCAGACGCAGCACAGCUCUUGGAGCACCCCUUUGUCUGCUCGGUGAAGACCAAUAGACCCCUGCAAGAGCUGGUUGCCGAGGCGAAGGCUGAAGUCAUGGAGGAAAUUGAGGACAAUAGAGAGGAAGGAGAGGAGGAUGACACCGCUGAGCUCACAGUCCCAGUGUCUCCAGACAAGGACCCGUCUCAGUCUAGUCUAGACGGGGACCAACCCACAGACACACCCUCCAAAACCCCUGUGGUGGACGAGGCCAAACUCCCCCUACGACCACCCCACAAGGUCGAUGACCAGCUGAUGGACCGACAACUCCCCGACGAUGGCAUCAGCAUUGUGGACUCGGACAAGCCCGAGAGCGAGACCUCCGGUAAGACUGCCUCUGACUCGGGCAUCGAGGAUGGAAAGAGCACCCCCACUUCGGACGAGGGCAAGCCCGUGGACACCCCCGAGACCGAGAACCCACCCCUGCUGGCACAGCCCAAGGUGGUAGAGGUACCAGAGAUACCCCAAAGCCAGGAGGAGGGCAGCAGCAGCACCCUUACCCCAGACCCCACACCUCUGAUCGGGAUGAAUGGCAGCAUGAGGAGUGGGCCUCCGGAGAGGGCCUCUAUAGGGGCUAACAUGGAUAACCUGAUGCCCCACCACAAUGCCAAUGGCAGAAUUUCCAAGAGGUACUCUGACGCGGGAAGCAUGUCUGCCUCUGAGAGCAUGGACAUCAGCCUCAACCUGUCAGGAGACAUGUCAGUCAACAAGGACGACGGGACCCUCUCCUCCAGGGUGGACUCUCGCUUCUCCAAUAAGACAUUGAAGCGCACCAGGAAGUUUGUCAUCGACGGCGUGCAGGUCAGUGUGACCACAUCCAAGAUCAUCAGCGACGAUGAGAAGAAAGAUGAAGAGAUGAGGUUUCUCAGGCGUCAGGAGCUGCGGGACCUGCGUCUGCUGCAGAAGGAGGAGCACCGUGCUCAGGCCUUACUCAACACCAAGCUGGACGCUCAAAGAGAGCAAAUGCAGCGACGCUUCGACCAGGAGAUGAACGUGAAGAAGAAGUACUACGACACGGAGCUGGAGACCCUGGAGAAGCACCAGAAGCAGACCAUUGAGAAGAUGGAGACGGACCACACCGUGAGGCUCAGGGACGAGACCAAACGCAUCCGCGCCGAACAGGACCGCGACUACACCAAGUUCCAGGAGCAGAUGAAGCACAAGAAGAAGGAGGUGAAGAAUGAGGUUGAGAAGCUCCCCAGAAAGUCCCGGAAAGAUACCAUGAAGCAGAGAAUGAACAGCUUUACACAGAUGAAGCAAACGGAGGAGCAGAACUUCCUGUCGGACCAGAAGAACCACCUGGACACAACGCUGAAGAGCAUAAUCUUAGAGAACAAGAGGGAUAUCUCCGAAACGGAGAGGCAGUGUCUCGACAAGAAACAACACCUCGUCAGAGAAAGGGAAGCUACUAUCUGGGACCUAGAGGAGAAAAACCUUCAUGAGAAGCACCAGUUGCUGAAACAGCAGCUCAAAGACCAGUAUUUCCUCCAACGCCACCAGCUGCUCAAGAAGCAUGAGAAGGAACAAGAGCAGAUGCAGUGCUAUAACCAGCGGAUGAUUGAGGUGCUGAAGGCCCGGCAGCAGCAGGAGAAGGGUCGCAUGCCCAAGAUCCAGCGCAGUGAGGGCAAGACCCGCAUGGUCAUGUUCAAGAAGAGCCUCCGCAUCAACUCCACGGGCAGCGCCUCGGAGGACCGCGAGAAGAUCAAACAGUUUGCCCAGCAGGAGGAGAAGCGUCAGAAGGCUGAGCGGCUGCACCAGCAGCAGAAGCAUGAGAGCCAGAUGAGGGACAUGAUUGGCCAGUGUGAAGGCAAUGUCAUGGAGCUGGAGCAGCUACAGAAUGAGAAGUGCCACCUGCUGAUUGAGAAUGAGACUCAGAGGCUCAAGUCUCUGGAUGAGCAGCACAACCACCAGCUCAAUGAGUGGAGGGAGCAGCUCAAGCCCAGGAAAACGGCUCUGGAGGAAGAGCUGAACCAGAGAAAGAGGGACCAGGAGGACUUCUUUAAGAUGAGUGAGGACUCCGAGUGCCUCAGCCCCAGCUCCCCAAACAAACUCACCAAGUUCCUCCCUUACUCUGAGUCCUCUACCACAUAGCCUGGCAUCUCUUCCCCUCUAAACACCCACCUAUCUCCCUGUCAGGACCAACCCUAACCUCUUACCCCACAUCAUAACCUGAAAGACCACUGCCAGAUGCCUCAGCCUCACCAGAAACGCUUGACUAGAUAGUCUUCCUCCUGAACUUUUCUUUAAUUUUUAAGAAAUAUUUAUGUUUUAAGUCAUGUUUAUAACAUUUUAUCAUUUGAUUAAGCCAAGAUGUCAAGGCUUGGUCAUAUUUUAUUUUGAAGAUGGUCUAAUUCCACAUGCGUGUCAGGCUGCUUGAUAGGAUCUUAUUCAUCCAUGCAGUGUUUCCUUUUUAAUUCUCUUUUUUUAUAGUCUUCAGAUCCCCAUUGGAUUACUAUGUGACCAGUAAGCAUGAGGCUAACCUGUAAGUUAGUUAGGAGCGUGUGGUGGGGAGAGGCAUCCCAUAUCCCAAAGAGGGUCAGCUGGGGAACAGUGUUUCAGGUGGAAUGUGGAAAAUAAACCAAAAUGUACUUCAGACAAUGCUGUAUUGGUGGGAGCCAAUGAAUAAGCAGUUUUGUUUCACUGCAAUAUUUGUCUUCAUCCAAAACAGUCUCUCGCAUAAUGAACACACUGAAAUAUGACCAUUCAAUCUCUCUUACUUUGCCAUUGUGUGGCUUGGCUCAACAGCCUUUUAGUUCAAAGCAGAUGAGUCAUCCCACCGAUACAGUGCCUUUUGAGUAGUGUAAUUUGGUAAAAAAAAACAACGUAUUUUAACAUUCUGUCAUAAAGAGCAAAUGUUCAACUUAAUUGAAAAAAAGUCAAGAGGUUAAAUACAAAAAUAACUAUAGAAAGUGCCUAUUAAGUGCCAAAUAAAGUAGCAGAGCUGACGACUUCAUCUUAAAUCAGCCAUAAAUCCCCUUGUGACAGGGGGAAUGGAAGCUUGUGUGCAACAGGGAGGGGCCAUUGAAUGAAAGCUUUACCCCAAAAAUUUUAUUGUUAGAAAAUGUCUAGCCUGUCUGUCUAUGGGUAACAGGGUUGACGUGUUAUUCUAGCCUGUCUGUCACAGGGUUGACGUGUUAUUCUAGCCUGUCUGUCAAUGGGUAACAGGAUUGACGUGUUAUUCUAGCCUGUCUGUCUAUGGGUAACAGGAUUGACGUGUUAUUCUAGCCUGUCUGUCUAUGGGUAACAGGGUUGACGUGUUAUUCUAGCCUGUCUGUCUAUGGGUAACAGGGUUGACGUGUUUUGCUCGACCUGCUCAGUUUUCCACCAGAAAAUGUCCAAAAAGAGUAAAACCAUCUCACCUGCUUUUACACUAUGAUUUGAAUAUUAGAUGUUAAAUGUCUCUUGAAAGUAAAUUUUUUUUUUUUUUAAAGGAAUAAUUUCACUAUAUAAUAACGAGAGUUCAGUUCACGUAACAGGGUAUGACAUUAAAAUGAGGGCCUUUUUUUUUUUUUACCAAUGAAUCACUAAUAACAUGAACCAAAUUAUUUUCAGAAAUUACUGUCAAAGCAACACAAAAACUAGGGCUUUACAAUGAUGGUGAAAACCUGGAGCCGUUUUGGGGUUAAGUGGGAUAAAAUAUUCCUAGAAGUCACAGAUGCACACUUUAGCAAGUCUUUAUUCAUAUUAAAAAUCUGAUUUAUUGAAUGUUACAUCUAUAUUGAAGGACACUUGCACAAUUUGUACUUGAAAUAUCAAAGGGACGCAUUUCGUGGAACAACCCAGAUGUAUUUACUUGCCAAUUUUUAUUUAUUUUUAUGUUUUUUUUUUUUUUUAAACAUUUGUUCAUAUUACUUUAAAAAGAGCAGAGCAUGAUCUUCAGAAUUCUGAGGACACAUAAUGAAUGGAAUUCCCACUGAAAUCAUUUUUCAACGCUGUACAUAUUAACCUAAAAAUGCUGAAAAGUCUUCACUGUCAGAUUGUGUGGAUUGACAGAUCUGCUUAGUUAGUUUUUACCUUUUUUAUUUGGAUGAGGUGAGCUUAUGAAAAUGGGAGAAGUCAGGGAAAAUGUCAUUUUUAAUUCAAGGUUGAAGAACAAAUUAUUGUUUUUGGAGGUCUAGGAAAGACUGGUUGUGACUCAUUUCAAGUUAAAAUGUCUCUGACAUGUUUAUUUCUGUGCUGCAUAUUUACUGUAAAGGCGAUACUAGUACACUGGAUGGGAACUAACGAAGCCAAAUCGGAAUACUGUCGUCAUUGAAGGAAUCUUAAGAGGUAGAAGAUCAGAAUUUAAUUAAAUGUGUAUUAUUAGGGUUAUUGAUUGUGUUUCGAUGUUUAUAUUAAAUGCACUGUCAGCUUUAAACUGAUAUUUUUGCUCCAUCAAAUGUACCUUUCUUUGCACUGAGAAGGGUAUACCAGGUUCUUUGAGGGAGUGCAUCGUUUUUCCCCCCAUCAUUCUUUUUUUUUAUUAUUGUUAUUUUGAAAAACUUUUUGCAGGUGAUAUGUAUCUGUCUGCUUUUGAAAAUGGGCCUUGUUUUCAGACCAACUAUACCUGUUUAAUGUCCAGUAAUCAGGUCAACUAUCAGGUACAUCUACUCUCUCGCUCACCAACAAUGUUUCUCUUCUUUUGUCAUUUGUAAUGACUGCCUCGUUCCCUCUGUUUACCUGUUUAGCUGUAUUUGUAAGGGAUGUGAGUGAAGGUGACUGUUCAACAGAAGGAACCACUGUUGUACAUAAGUCUAAUAAAGGCAAAUGUUCUUAUGUCUA
Molecule: messenger RNA, 6121 nt
Organism: Salvelinus fontinalis (brook trout)
Lineage: Eukaryota; Metazoa; Chordata; Actinopteri; Salmoniformes; Salmonidae
Gene: stk10
Product: serine/threonine kinase 10
Exons: 19
Coding region: 473-3451 (992 amino acids)
Biological process (GO): protein phosphorylation
Molecular function (GO): protein serine/threonine kinase activity; ATP binding
Source: RefSeq, a predicted model, not a curated record